CUCUCUACUUUUUUCACUCCCUCUUUUGAAUUUAGAGAUUCUAAAAAGGCACCGAUUAUAAGCCGCCUCAUUUAUAAGAUGCUCAAGAACGUUACCCGUCUUGCCUCCGCUACCCGCGUGCCCCUUGCCCGCGCUCUGGCCCGCGCUUCCACCCCUGCUGUGGUCCGUGCCCUCUCUACCUCGACCCCGACCAUGGCUGGUGCCAAGGCUGGUGCUUCGGAGGUUACUUCGAUCCUCGAGGAGCGCAUCCUCGGCGCUGCCAACAAGGUCGACCUUCAGGAGACCGGUCGCGUUCUGUCCGUCGGUGACGGUAUCGCCCGUGUUUACGGUCUGAAGAACGUCCAGGCUGAGGAGAUGGUUGAGUUCUCCAGCGGUGUUCAGGGUAUGGCCCUUAACCUUGAGGCUGAUAACGUCGGUAUUGUCGUCUUCGGUAACGAUCGUCUGAUCAAGGAGGGUGACACUGUCAAGCGUACCGGCUCCAUUGUCGACGUGCCCGUCGGCGAGGGUCUGCUCGGCCGUGUUGUCGACGCUCUGGGUAACCCCAUCGAUGGCAAGGGCCCGAUCAAGGCCGCCAAGCGCUCGCGUGCCAUGGUCAAGGCUCCGGGUAUCAUCCCCCGCCAGUCCGUGCACGAGCCCAUGCAGACCGGUACCAAGUCGAUCGACUCUAUGCUUCCCAUCGGUCGUGGCCAGCGUGAGCUGAUCAUUGGUGACCGUCAGACCGGUAAGACCUCGGUCACUCUCGACACCAUCCUCAACCAGAAGCGCUGGAACGAUGGCAACGACGAGUCCAAGAAGCUGUACUGUGUGUACGUCGCUAUUGGCCAGAAGCGCUCGACUGUCGCCCAGUUCGUCCAGACCCUCGAGGAGAACGACGCCCUCAAGUACUCGAUCGUCGUUGCCGCCACCGCCUCGGAGGCCGCUCCCCUGCAGUACCUCGCUCCGUACUCGGGCUGCGCCAUGGGUGAGUUCUUCCGUGACAACGGCAAGCACGCCCUGAUCAUCUACGACGAUCUGUCGAAGCAGGCUGUUGCCUACCGUCAGAUGUCGCUGCUUCUGCGCCGUCCCCCUGGUCGUGAGGCCUACCCUGGUGAUGUGUUCUACCUUCACUCGCGUCUCCUCGAGCGUGCUGCCAAGAUGAGCAAGGACUUUGGCUCCGGCUCCCUGACUGCUCUGCCCAUCAUUGAGACCCAGGGUGGAGAUGUGUCGGCUUACAUUCCUACCAACGUCAUUUCGAUUACUGACGGACAGGUGUUCCUUGAGGCUGAGCUCUUCUUCAAGGGUGUCCGCCCGGCCAUUAACGUCGGUAUCUCCGUGUCGCGUGUCGGUUCGGCUGCCCAGACCAAGGCCAUGAAGCAGGUCGCUGGUUCGCUCAAGCUCUUCCUUGCCCAGUACCGUGAGGUUGCCGCUUUCGCCCAGUUCGGUUCCGAUCUCGAUGCCUCGACUCAGUUCCUGCUCAACCGUGGUGCCCGCCUCACUGAGAUGCUCAAGCAGCCGCAGUACUCGCCCCUGUCGGUCGAGAGCCAGGUCGCCAUCAUCUUCGCCGGUGUCAACGGUUUCCUGGACAAGGUCCCGACCAACCGUGUCGUCGAGUUCGAGCAGAAGUUCCUGCCGUUCAUCACCUCGAACCACGCUGACAUCCUCGAGACCAUCCGCACCAAGGCCCAGAUCGACGAGGCCACCGACAAGAAGCUGCGCGAGAUCACCGGUGACUUUGUCAAGUCGUUCCUGUAAACGGCUUUGGCAGACAGCAUUGUUUUCUCCGUCGCAAGUGUCCGGUGAAGUGGAGGAUGCAGCUUGGGGCAGUCGCCUAUAUUCCAUUUGCGUCUGCUCUGGCCAUUUUUCGUUUCGCUUGACCUAGUUUCUUUUCAUUUUUCUUCUCCUUCUAUAACUUGUUUCUUAGCCGAGUCUUUGAAUACCAGAUUGUUUUUCAACACAU
This is a messenger RNA of Linderina pennispora, 1936 nucleotides long. RefSeq names its product ATP synthase F1, alpha subunit. The record is from RefSeq and is a predicted model, not a curated record. Gene Ontology annotation, molecular function: ATP binding; ADP binding; proton-transporting ATP synthase activity, rotational mechanism. Lineage: Eukaryota; Fungi; Kickxellomycota; Kickxellomycetes; Kickxellales; Kickxellaceae. The transcript is spliced from 3 exons. The coding region runs from base 79 to 1731 and encodes 550 amino acids. Gene Ontology annotation, biological process: proton transmembrane transport; proton motive force-driven ATP synthesis.